AUGGCACACCUCGAAGCCCGCAAAUUCGUUUCCCCUGACUCGGGCUUCCCCGUCACCUUGCACCCAGGGUUCAACGCAAAGAUCAAAGACUGGGUUCCGCCAGAGCCUCUACGCGAAGAGAUCAAACCGGAAAAGGACCGCGCGCUGUUUGCCGAUCCCGAGAAGAAAGCCCUCUUCGCGGUGGCGAAGCGCGUGGACCUGACUGAAUCUAUCGGCACGCUGCUGGAAAACGUCCAGCUCUCGCAGUUGGACGAGAAACAGCUCGACGAACUCGCCCUGCUCGUCACGGAGAGGGGCGUGGUGUUUUUCCGCGACCAGGACCUCACGACCGAGGGACAGUACAAGCUUUUUGAGCAUUAUGGAACUCUCGAUCGACAUCCGGCUCAGAAGCAUGUGGUGAUCAAAGGGAGUCAGGAGGACCACCGUGAGAUAUUGAAAUAUACUCCCUGGCCUCAGGGAGACUGGCAUGCCGACACGUCUUUUGAGAUCAACCCUCCCUCAUACUCUCUUUUGCGGAUGGAAGAGCACCCUGAAGUUGGAGGCGACACUGCAUGGAUCUCGCAGUACGGCACAUACGACGCCUUGAGUAAAGCCUUGCAAAAGUUUGUCGAAGGACUGCACGCCGUCCACACGUCGCGGCUUCAAUACGACACAAUCCUUGACCUCUGGGGCGUCGGCCCAAACCGUCCGCCCAUCGAUACUCACCAUCCGGCCGUCCGCACCCACCCAGUCACUGGGCUUAAAGCGCUGAACAUCAAUCCCGGCUUUGUGACGGGCUUCGCGGAACUCAAUAAGAAGGAGUCAGACAAACUGCUCGAGUUCUUCGAAUACCACCUGCAUUCCGCCGACGACCACUAUGUGCGCUGGAAAUGGGCCGUGGGCAGCGUGGCUAUGUGGGACAACAGAUGCACCGCGCACCGCGUCAUUCCAGGGACGUACGAUAGUCCCAGGAGAGGCAUCCGGACGACGGUGUUUGGCGAGAAGCCCUUUUUCGAUCCCGCAAGCGAAAGCCGUCGCGAGCGGCAGCUCAGGGCCAAGCAAGCAAAUGGUCACGGCCAAAACGGCCACAGCGGUCAGAAUGGUCAGAACGGCCAAAAUGGUCACUAA
Molecule: messenger RNA, 1107 nt
Organism: Fonsecaea pedrosoi CBS 271.37
Lineage: Eukaryota; Fungi; Ascomycota; Eurotiomycetes; Chaetothyriales; Herpotrichiellaceae
Exons: 10
Coding region: 1-1107 (368 amino acids)
Cellular component (GO): cytoplasm
Molecular function (GO): 2-oxoglutarate-dependent dioxygenase activity
Source: RefSeq, a predicted model, not a curated record